UUCUCCUUUCCCUCAGGAGACAGACGGGGGAUGUUUUCCCUCCCCUCUGCGGGCGAGCUGCCACGGAUCGCUCCCGCAGUCUGCUCCCGGCAAGCCGAGAGCCGAUGUGUUGGGAGAAUAAAGUUCAGUUCACUCAUGUACUCAUGAGCUGCUGAUGCCCGUGGGAGAUUUUCUCCUGACUUCAGUGAACUGUGAAUCAGAUUCAAGGAGAUAAAUCCAGCUCUUCCUGAAACUGCACCAUUUGCAGAGAAUGAAGCCUAUGAAGAGGACAAUACUGAGAAAUUAUAUAAUCUUGACCAUGAUGUGCUUCUAAAGAGUUCAUGCCUUCACAAAUCGACAUACGCUGCUGCUGCUCAAAGAUGUGUAAUGAAACUGGUGCUUCUGCAUAUUUUAUUUUUUCUGCAGGUUUGAAAACAACCAUGUAACAGGAUCUGAGAAUAAUUACAGCUUUCUGGACUUUAGUAUUAGAAAACCCUGCUGUAUGCUCAGAAGUUCAAGUAAACAAACCUGAAAACAGUUUUCCUGCUCAUUCAUCUAUCAGUGACAUACACUGCAGUGGCAUUGGACCAUCUGUAUUUAUAAUCAGACUGUAACAUUUGUCAGUACAAGGAUUUAGCUGUAAGGCUCCUUCCCAGUAUCCUUACUUGCCAUCUCAAGUAGCAAACAGGAACCUUUACUUGCCAAAAUGAAGCAGAAUCUGGUGUGUCAGACACCUCCCACCAUCACUGUUCGCGUUAAAUCAAGCGCAUCCAGAUCACAUCAGCAAAAACCCCAUAUCAGACUGAAGUGGUCUUCUCUUAAAGACCACGAAGAAAAACAUGAAAAAAAGGCUUCUGCUCAUAAAGAUAAAUGUCCAAAGGGACCAUGUCUGGUUAUUCAGCGCCAGGAAAUGACAGCUUUCUUUAAACUAUUUGAUGAUGACCUAAUCCAAGACUUCCUUUGGAUGGACUGUUGCUGUAAAAUUGCAGACAAAUAUCUCUUGGCCAUGACUUUCGUUUAUUUCAAGAGGGCUAACUUCACAAUAAAUGAGCAUACCAGAAUCAAUUUCUUUGUCGCUCUGUAUCUAGCAAAUACAGUUGAAGAAGAUGAUGAAGAAUCAAAGUAUGACAUUUUCCCAUGGGCUCUGGGAAAAGUCUGGAGAAAGCUCUUCCCUGAUUUCUUAAAGUUAAGAGAUGAGCUGUGGAGUAGACUUGACUACAGGGCUAUUGUAAGCAGACGCUGCUGCGAAGAGGUGAUGGCUAUUGCUCCAACACAUUAUGUGUGGCAGCGAGAGCGUUCCAUAUACCACAGCGGAGCUGUGAGAAACUACAGUGGUGAUGAAGCACAGCUGCCCCGAGGACCAAGUGCUACUCCUACAGACUGCCUGCUUUGUGGUAAGAAAGGAAGAUUUGUACGGCUAGGAUUAUCAUCAUCUUCCUCCUCAUCUACUGACACUUUGGAGAUGAUGGAAUUACAAUCAUCAAAGAAUUUGAAGGACACCAUUGCAACUGAAAAAAUGCUCGUUGACUCUCCUUUGAAUUACACCCAAGACUGUCAGAGCCUGUCCAGCAAAAGGAGACUAGGUAGCACCUGUAAGCAAGACAAAUCCAUGGAGUGGUUUACAAGCAAUGAAGAAUGAAGUACACCUGACGAGACAGAAACAAAUACUGUGCUUU
This is a messenger RNA of Pezoporus flaviventris, 1655 nucleotides long. RefSeq names its product speedy/RINGO cell cycle regulator family member A (gene SPDYA). The coding region runs from base 686 to 1618 and encodes 310 amino acids. Lineage: Eukaryota; Metazoa; Chordata; Aves; Psittaciformes; Psittacidae. The record is from RefSeq and is a predicted model, not a curated record. Gene Ontology annotation, biological process: positive regulation of cyclin-dependent protein serine/threonine kinase activity. The transcript is spliced from 10 exons. Gene Ontology annotation, molecular function: protein kinase binding.